This is a messenger RNA of Phytophthora nicotianae INRA-310, 330 nucleotides long. RefSeq lists its product as hypothetical. Bases 1 to 330 code for a protein of 109 amino acids. The record is from RefSeq and is a predicted model, not a curated record. NCBI's taxonomy places the organism in Eukaryota, Oomycota, Peronosporomycetes, Peronosporales, Peronosporaceae. The transcript has 4 exons.
AUGGCCAGCGAAAGGCGAGUAACGCGCUCGCACGCGCAGCAAAAACAAAUCCGCGCGGAUCCGAUACCAGAGUGCGAGACACAAGCACAAGGUGUGUCACUUUCCGACAGAGCUCCGCUUAAGCGAGGCAUUCAAGACGCUACAAGUAAUUCCCACAGCUCCGACAAGUCCCAGCCUGCUUGGCACUCUCCCGUUUACGACGCAAUGAUGCCUGAACUAGACGUUAAGGAGAUUCCUGGGAAGAACAACGGUAGUGCUAUCGCAGCAGCGCUCGAUACGAUCAUGGCAGAAUGGGGAGUUGUGAAGGAGUUCUGCUGCCGGACGGAGUGA